Molecule: messenger RNA, 1737 nt
Organism: Ogataea haglerorum
Lineage: Eukaryota; Fungi; Ascomycota; Pichiomycetes; Pichiales; Pichiaceae
Exons: 1
Coding region: 1-1737 (578 amino acids)
Molecular function (GO): protein binding
Source: RefSeq, a predicted model, not a curated record
AUGCGACUCCCCACGGAAACAUGGUGGCUGGUGGCAUCUUCCUUGGAUGACGUGGAUUGCUUGAAUCUCCGAGCCACCAGCAAGUAUCUCUGUGAUAUUUUUUCUGCAAAUUCGAUAUGGAAACCACGAGUACUGCGUAACUGGUAUCGUUAUACCGAAAGUCCGGACUCAGAAAUCAAAAGAUUCUGGUUUAAUAAAUAUAUCGAGCAUUCGCGAUAUGACCGUUGGCUGCGAAGCCUGAUACAGGAGCUUAUUUCUGGCACCGAGAAGACGAAGUCUGAGAUAUGGGAGGAGGUGAGCUAUGUUUUUCGAAAUUCCCAAUUGUUCGUUCCGGAACUCCUCCGACUGUCGAAGCAUUUCGAUUCCAGCUUUCUACGAGAGGGAAAGUAUCACAAGGAGGAUUUCGUGCGGCAGAUGGAUCGACGUCUUCAUGACCUCUCAACAGUGUAUUACGCUAGCCAACUAUUAGAAGCGAUCAGAUUGUGCAAGGUUCUCAAUUUUGGAUAUCGCACCAUAUGCAAAGGGGAGUAUCCUCGGUGUCUUGAAGAGAUGUUCUAUGAACUGGCUUAUAUUGACCCAUAUGCGUUCGAAUUCUUUGAUUACAGGAAACACGUUCUGAACAGGGUGCUGCGCGAGUAUAACGGGUUGCAACUGGAUGCUGGGGUCUCCAAUACAAACAAGGUCAAGGUUCUUGCAUCCAUCCUCCAGAAAGUCCUGCAGUUACAAUCGCUGGCACAUUCACCCAUAGUUGACUACUGGUCACAACUGUCAUUGGAGGACUGCUUUCUCUUCCGCAUUUAUGGUGGUGACGCCGUGGGUAAAACCGAACUGAUUCAUUCUAUAAUGGAACGGUUAUGCCAUGAGCUUGGAAUUCCAGUGAGGAUCAACAAUUUGAAUCUCGUCGUCCAAGAUCCCACAAUUCGUGGUGGAACAUCCCAUUUUAUGAUUGAAUCCUACAAAACUACACAAAUCAACAUAGCCGAAAUCCAUGAUCUGCCACAGCCUUCUCUAAUGCUCAACCAAUACGUAUCACAUGUUGAACCACGAAAAAUGAUCGGAAACAUAGCAGCCAGCUUUUUCUGUCAGUACCCAAUGGAGAGACGAAAUCCAAGUGCUUAUUCGCAUCCAAAAGUUGUGGAUGAUCAGCUGGUUGUGGAGAGGCCCGGUGAUAGGUUGUUGGGCCAAAUUAUAGGCUUUUAUGGAACUGACAAGGAGACUAUAAACGUCUUGCACAAGUUCUGGAUUAUGCUGGUACAUCUGGAGACUCAAAACCUGGAGGAGGACUUGCAAUCCAUUUUCGUUUCGCUGGUGCAGUCAAACCGGUUGGCCUUCCUAGGGAUAGGAGUGGCAUGUCUGACCAGUACCAUGGAAGGGAUUGAGAGCACACACUUGAAGCUUAAGAAGGCGUUUAUGAAUGGUACACUCUCGUUCAAUGUGAAUGAGGUCAAGCGAGACGACCAGUUGCCAUUUCCUAAAGGUUCAUAUUCCCAGUUUGAAGAUGGCCAGAUCGUGGUGGACCGUAGGGGCGAACUUCUGAUAAUAAUCGGCUUCAAAGAGUAUCAUAAUCAACGGUAUUGUCAGUGUUUCACCAACACAGGCCAGACGGUGAUUGUCCAUGAGAAAAACUUAACCGUUUCCAAUUCCAGGGUUGAUGCCAGUCAAUUUGCGCUGUUUGACAAUGUAGGACUGUACUUCCGAAAGUUUGACUUUCGAUCAGGGAAGUUUGUCAGAUACUAG